GGUUAGACUGUAAUGCGAAGUACAAACCCAAGCACGCUCAACGAUUGAUGGUAAUUCCAUUAAUGAAAUGAACCAAAUUUUACCUAAUUAAUGUGACGAUACAAAUAAUCAGGUUUUCGUGUAGACCGUUAAAAGUAGAUAUGUACUUCCUUUUGCUGACUUACGCACUGUGCGCACUUGCAACGGCAGAAAAGUGCAAAACGCCGAUGGGACAAUUAGGGAAAUGUGUCCCGAUAAGAUCGUGCUCGUCGCUUUUAUGGUCGUUUACUAAUCCGAAAUAUGGAAUCGACGAUACGUUGAAAAAGUUUGUGUGUUCCGAUAAUGAUUCGGGUUUAAAGGUGUGUUGUCCAGAACCUAGUGAUUUUUUGGUUUUUGAAAAUGAAGACCUCGAGGUCAACGAGGACGAUCCUAAAGGACUGACGAAUAGUAAAAAGUGCGGCAUCGCUCGCAAUGACACGAGCUUUCCUUGGCUGGUUCAAAUAAUGACCGUUGACAAUAGGCUCCACGAAGAGAAUAGGGUUGAAAAAGUCGCUUGUACCGGAGCUCUCAUCAACAGGAGAUAUGUGCUCUACUCUGCGCAAUGCCACCAUAGCGUUAUACUGAACGAUCCAAACUUCUUCGUACGAAUCAACGCACACGAUGCAAAAAAUGAAUGUAAGACAACCAGAUACUCGCCAGGGUGUAGCGGUUUCGAUAAUUACGAAAUUGAAGUUUUCACCAUUCAUCCCUUCUACGACAGUGAAACGAAACUAAACGACAUAGCCAUACUGAGAUUGAGUAGGCGAGUAAUUUUUUCAGAGUCCCUUAAACCUAUUUGCUUGCCCCUACCCUCUGACCGAUUAAAAUCGCCACAAGAGUUAUAUACUGCGGGUUGGAAUCGAACCUUCCAGAGGAGCGACGUUUCGCUUCAACGAAUGCACAAGUAUCGAUAUAUUUCUAAUGAAGAAUGCGCCACCGGAUACCCCACCACGAGCUACGAGAUGUGCACUACCACUGACGAUCAACUGGAAGAUCACUCCAUUGGGUUUCCAGCCAUGUCUUUACAGAACAAUCGAUGGUAUCUCCUUGGAUUUCAGUCUCAGGGUGAACGAAUCAAAACGUAUACCCGCGUAUCGAAUUACUUGCAAUGGAUCCAAGAAGCGAUGGGUGGAGAACGGUGCCACACUCCGUACAACGAAACGGGCGAGUGCAUGCACCUUGUCGACUGUCCCAAGCUAAACGACGCGUUCGCCAAUGCCUCACCAAGCAACGUAGAUGCCUUAGAGGAUUUCGUCUGCGAAUACGAAUAUGAAGAUUCCGAUGGAGACUUCUACACGCUGAAAGUAUGUUGUGGAAUUGAACCGAAUUUUAAAAUCCCUCCCGAAACUCCGGACGUGAACCUUGAAAUUUCCAAUUUUAAAUACUGCGGGCUACAGCACAGAGACGACUACUACUUAUCAAGCGAUCUCAUAUCAGUAGACGAAUUUCCGUGGUUAGCCGUAAUUGUCAACGCAACUUUGCCCGAUCAAAGGGACGCCAUUUGUGGAGGAACUUUAAUAACGGAACGAUACGUCCUCACCUCUGGACAGUGCGAUUCGCAGUUUUACGAAGACGACAAGAUAAUGGUACGUCUGGGCGAUUACACCCUCAAAAACCUAACCGAUUGUGUCCAAUUAAAUCAAUUCGAUUUGCUCGACUGCAGUGACGUUCAGGAAUACGAGGUGGAAGAAGAAAUCGUUCACCCAUUCUAUAAUAGGUUUACUUUCAUCAACGAUAUCGCACUUUUACGACUUGACAAACGAGUCUCACUUACUGACUAUGUACGUCCCAUUUGCCUCCCAAAAUCCCAAGAGGAUCUCGCAACGUACGGGGAGACAUUAUACACGACGGGCUUUGGAUCGAACAAAAUGGGGACGGAUAGCAGUACCAUUAAGAAGAAGAUUCGCACAACUCUAAUUCCGAUCGAAGUUUGCAAGGAAAAGCUGAAACUGCUCAGCUUAAUAACUCCACUAACCGCUUACCAAAUUUGCAGUGAAGACUUUAAAAACUCGACGGAUGUCACGUGCUUCGGAGAUGAAGGUGGACCGGUGAUGCAUUCGAAGAAGCAUCGGUGGUUUAUUGAGGGAAUAUCUUCAAGUUACGGAUGUGGGAAUGAUCAGCCGCAGACUCAUUUAAAGGUGUUCAAAUAUUUAAAGUGGAUUAGGUUUAAUGUUAGAGAUUAAUUGAUGCCUUGCUUAAAGAA
Messenger RNA from Photinus pyralis (common eastern firefly), 2221 nucleotides. Its product is annotated as phenoloxidase-activating factor 1-like. The coding region runs from base 141 to 2201 and encodes 686 amino acids. Gene Ontology annotation, biological process: proteolysis. NCBI's taxonomy places the organism in Eukaryota, Metazoa, Arthropoda, Insecta, Coleoptera, Lampyridae. The record is from RefSeq and is a predicted model, not a curated record. The transcript has 7 exons. Gene Ontology annotation, molecular function: serine-type endopeptidase activity.